ACUCGGGCCAUUUUUUUCAGUUAGGGCAUUCCUUUCCUUCUCUCGCUGGAAGGCCCAAAAACCUUGAAACGAAGCCAACUGCAGCGAAAAACCCCGCCACCGUGUGCUUCCCCUCUCUUCCUUCUUCCCGCUCGCUACCGCCGCCGUUCAGUCGACCUAUUCUCUUCCUCCGUUCAGCCUCUGACUCUCGCUUGCGCCUCCACCAUCAUCAUUAUGAUCAGAGGAGGGAGGAACUAUGUGUCUUCGCCGCCGGUUUUCUCCAACGACUCCAAACGCCUCUUGGUUUGCGCCGGCAACUCCGUCGCCGUCUUCAGCACGGACACCGGCUUGCAGGUAGCGUCGUUAGACGGCCAUGCGGCGCUUGUGACGGCGGUGAUAGUGGUGCCGGCCAGCACUCCAGGGAGUAAGAUACUGUGCUUUUGCUGGACGGCUUCACUCGAUGGAACCAUUCGGUAUUGGGAUUUCGCAGUUCCGGAGAUGAUUAGGAGUGUUGGUAUUAAGCUCCCUGUUCACUCCAUGGUGAUUCCCUCUUUGUUUAACCAUUUAGUGGAAAAGAGUGAAAAGGCCGUAAAAUCUUUCGCUUACAUUUGUGUUGAAGCUAAAGAAGAAGCAGAAGAUAGGGCUAAAGGCUUAUUUCAAGUCAGAAAAUGUAAUUUAACCGACGCUCGUUUGGUAGGAGGAGCAGUAUUGGCAGAGAUGAAGAAACCAGAGAUAAUUACAAUGAGCUCUUGUGGUCAACUUUUGGGUGUCCGGAGAAAGCGUAAGCUUGACAUAUGGAAAGUGCCAUCUACUGAUUCUGGUCGUGCAGUGCUCAAGAAGAUUACCCUACAUCAUACAAAGGCCCUGACGGUUAUUGCGUUCCAUCCUACCGAGAGAAUUCUUGCUGCAGGUGAUGCGACUGGGAGAAUUAUGAUAUGGAGAGGUUUUGGAAACAAAACGUUUGCCAUGGCCAAUGGGCAUGUAAAUGGAAGUUCAAUGAUUACGGAUGAAGAAAAUCCUGGUGUGAGGGGUAGUGAUGACGCUGAGUCAUGUACAACAUGGCACUGGCACCCUGCUCAAGUGAAUUUGCUCUCCUUCUCUUCUGAUGGAGCUUAUUUACUUUCUGGGGGGAAAGAAGGUGUUCUUGUAGUCUGGCAGGUGGACACUGGGAAGAAGAAAUUUUUACCGCGAAUCGGAUCUCCACUCUUACAUUUUACAGACUCUCCAGAUCCUUCAUUUUCAUCAAUAUCUUGUGCAGAUAAUCAGAUCCAUCUAGUUAGAAGGCCUUCAAUGGAAAUCUUGAAGUCUAUCUCUGGAAUAAAGCUUCCAUAUUCGCAUCCAGAGAUAUCCAAGGGUAUGUCAAGUGGGGUUUCCUUUGAUCAGAAUGCUGGCUUGGUUGCCUUACGCACCGAGAGUUAUGCAGUCCAGUUAUACAGCCUUUUUGAUGAUCGCGGAAUUUCAGAGGUUCAAGUUUAUGAGAGAAAUCACCAACCAGUUGAUGAAGUCACGAUAGUUGUGACAUCUGUAGUUCUAUCUCUAGAUGGUUCUAUGUUGUGUACUUCUGAGGUGAAACUGCCUGAAGAUGGCUUGGGACACCUUGUUUGCCUUAAGUUUUGGUUCUCAAAGUCGAAGGCUGGAGAUUUCAGCUUGUCAACCAUUGUUUAUGAACCACACAGGGAUGCUGGAAUCUCUGCUAUCGUAUUUCAUCCCAACCGUCGAAUGGCUGUCAGCUCAUCUUUUGGUGGGGACUUUAAGAUUUGGACUUCCAACAGUGGGGCUCCCAUGAAAGAAGAAAGUCAGCCAAAUUCCGGAUGGAUUUGCCAUGCUGUUGGGUCCUACAAAAAAAAGCCAAUGACAGCAGCUGCUUUCUCCCCUGAUGGUUCUGUUCUGGCUGUUGCAGCUGAAACUGUUAUCACAUUGUGGGACCCUGAUAAGAACCUUCUUGUGGCUGUAAUUGGCGAAGCUAUUACGCCAAUCGUUGCCCUCUCGUUUGUUGGCAACUCGGACCAUCUUGUAUCGGCAUCUUGGGGUUCAAAGCCACAACUUGCUGUUUGGAGUCUGUUGAAUCUCUCCACAUGUUGGUCUUACAGGCUCCACGUAGAAGCUAUAGCCAGUUCUCCGGACAGUUCCUCUUUUGCUGCUCUCGUCCUCAUUUCGGAAUCGGGUGGAGUCUACGACCCUAAUGAAAAAUCUCAUAAAACAGUAGAUGGGUUGAUCUUGUUAUUCAAUUCUGCCGAACCGAAUCCUGUGGCUGUAUGGUCAGUCAAGAAGGCCAAAGGUGGUGCACUAGCGUUCAUCAGAAAUCAGUCUUCCGAUGAAGAGAGCUCAUCCGACCAGCAACAGGCUGCUCAAACACUGCUUGCAUACAUGAAUGCUGAUCACGAGUAUGUACUGUUCGAUCCACAUGGGACGGAAGCAGAAGAACUAAGCGUAACACGAUGGAAGAGUCAAAGCAGCCCCGAAGAAUCUGGGCAAGUUGGUUAUGCAUCUCUCUAUGGUGAGCUACUGCCGCCAAUUCCGUCGAGAAAACACACUCCGUGGUCUGUCCCAUCUUUCCCGACCGAAAGGCCUUGGGAGACGAUAUUCAGCGGACCAUCACACAAUCUUCCACCCCUUACUCUAUUAUGUGGCCCAUUUUUGGAAGCACUUUUCGAGAAAAGAACUGCAGUCGAAGAAUGAAUUGCCAAACGUCUCUCUACGCCACAGUUUUCAGUUGCAAUGAAUCAAUCAACAAGUUACUUUGCUGCACCAGGACGACAGACUUGAGGCCUCCAUUGAUGGGGCGAGAUCUUUGGCCGUAGGGAUCACAGCUCCCCAUCCAUCGUAUACGAAAGCAGAGCACUUGGAAGUGCUGGAAUCUUGUAACAUUAUCUAUUCGAGAGAACACGGUAGAGGUUAUUAGGAAAUUCAAUACCGUCUUUUUAAGGUUUGUACCUCGAUUUUGUUAUAUUAUAAUCAAUGGUGAAGAACAAAGAGGAACUAGGAAAUUCACUAUAGGCAAGGGUGUUUAGAUUCAUUGCGCGUCGUAUUGUUUCGUUGCUAUGUAUGAUGAACAACUUCAGGGUAAACUUCUAUGACAUCUUCUCAAGUUCAUCUCAUUUCCUCAACCCGAUAUGGUAGCAUCUUGAAAAUCAUUUUGCGCUCAAAGAUCUCAAGCGCAAAUCUCACAACAAAUAUUGAAUAUGUCACAAUAAUACACAAUCCAAUGCUAACUCUGAACUUGGCACGUAAUUCUUCAUAUGGUUAACAACAUCAGAUUCAUACAAGCAAUCAGGCAUUCGAAAUAGCAUAAUCAGCAGACAUCACAUUCAUAGCUUGCGUUCCACUUAGAUCAGUUCCUGCCGAGAGGCAGAGAUCGACAAGAGUACGUCUCCCUGAAAUCCGACUUCUUCUUCGAGGACGUAAAGAUCGAUGCAUAAACCUCCUUCGUGGCAUGAGCCGGUGCCACAGCAGCAGCCUUGAACCUCUUGUUGUUAGUGCCAGCACUCUCAAUCUUGCCAUUCAACUUCUCGGAUUUCGCAUUGACCUUCUCGACAUCUUUACCAUCAACAUUCCCAUGCUUCUUCCCACUCAAUCUCUUACCAGACUCCUCCAUCUCUCCACCAUUAGAGACGCCGCCUUCAGCUGCUGCAACAACAUCUCCAUUCCUGACCUUCUUCUGCUUCUUAUCUUUACCAACUCUAGCCCUAUCCUCCUCCAUCUUCUCCCUCAAAGCCUCCACUUCCUCUUCACUCCCAUUGAUCACAAUCUUAUCACACUCCUCAAACUCCUUGUAACAAACCAGACAAGCUUUCGACUUCACCUCGUUGAAAGCCUUGGCACUCAACACAUGCCCGCAUUUCCUCAACGCAAAGAACUUGUAGGUCCCAUUGAACUCCAGCCCAGUUAUCGGACACUGGAACCAGGCAUUGUUCGAUUCCCCACCGGGGAUCGGCUCCAAUUUGAUAUCAAUCAUAUCUUUCAAACCCCUAAUGUGACUAAAAGCUUUGGGCAGUUUCUUACCUAUCAGAGCCUCCACCAGAGACUCCUUAUUGAACACAUUUCCCAGUCGAUCCAUCACGCAAGGCUGCCGCAGAGUCUCGUAGGAGAGGGCGCAGUUCACCCACUUGGAAAGCCGCUGCUCGUUGGGGUCGACCUUGUCCGGCUUCUUCUCGGCGUACAUCUUGAGGUAGCAGUCGCGGGAUUCAGCCCCCGUCGCGCCGCCAUCGCCACCGCCGCCGCUGAGCCGGUGGCGCAGGGUGAGCGUGGAGAGAGCGGGGACCUGGGGGCCGCCGAUGGGGAUCGAGUCGUCGGAGAGGAGCUUCCCGUUGGCGGUGAAGUAGAAAGCGUCGGGGUUUCCAUUGUCGGGGAUCAGGGAGAGCUUCAGGUCGCGGAGGGUUUGGGGCUGCGAUGGAUCGAAGGUUAGGGUUUGGAGGCGGCGGGAAUUCGGGGUUCUGAGGAGAACCUGGAGCGAUUUGGGAUGCAUAUUUGGGGGAAAAUUUCUAGGGUUUGGGAUGACGAAAUUGAAUCGGGUAAGAUUGAGGAGAGAAAUCGGAAUUCUUUAUUGUGGAAGCGAAGGAAUGGUCGGCAAUGGUGGAAGACGAAGAACAGAGAAUAAAUACGUUUGUCAGAAGAGCUAAAAUUAUUAUAAGAAAAAGAAAAAGCCGAAAGCAUAUCCAAAGGCUGUGGGCCUUUGGAUACAAGCCCAGAAGCCUUAUUACAAGUCCAAUUUGAUUUGCUUGGGUUUCUAGCCCAACUUUCCUAGACCAACAGC
Messenger RNA from Linum tenue, 4732 nucleotides. NCBI's taxonomy places the organism in Eukaryota, Viridiplantae, Streptophyta, Magnoliopsida, Malpighiales, Linaceae. The record is from the annotation of a GenBank genome assembly.